Cercopithifilaria johnstoni is the source of this 1560-nucleotide messenger RNA. The record is from the annotation of a GenBank genome assembly. Lineage: Eukaryota; Metazoa; Nematoda; Chromadorea; Rhabditida; Onchocercidae.
AUGAGUGUGGACGGCGGUAACAAGAAAGACGCAUUCUCUGAUCAAAUUAGCAAUCCUGAGAGAAUGAGGACAGAUACGGUAGCUACCGAAGUGGUGCGCCUAUUCGAUGUCGCCGUAGACUGCCUCAGGAUAUGUCUGUCUUUGUUGUCGGCUAACGAUUUGGAUCGUGUGAAUGAUGCGAAAGAGAAAUUGAUAAUGGAAAUUGAAAACUUACAAAUUGAUAACAAAACGGAAAAGCCGUCUUCAUCGAAAUUCAACAAAACAUCAGAAAGAUUAGAUCGUCCCGCUAAUGAGCAAGAUGGUAGAUCUAGAGAAGAAAUUAGAAUGGAACGUAGAGCUAAAGCUGCUGAAGCGAAGACAAGAAAAAUUGUUGCGGCAAAGGCAAAGAAAGCACUCAAGCAGAACAAUGUGCUUGCAGAUGGAGAAAAAACUUUUAAAAAAACAGUAAAUCAGGAAAAACGAUGCUCAACAUUAGAUGGUAAUGAGCAACAACGUAUCAAUCCAUUCAAGCUUGUGAAAGAUCCUGAACUUCCAAAUAGUUUCCGGUCCUCACAGCCUUUCAGGACUGUUCAUUUUGAUCUAACAGCAAAAGAUGGUGAGAACGAACAAGGCUCAUCAAAACAACCAUCAUUCUGUGAAAUGACAAAAGCAAAUAUACAUCCUUCAUUUUUGGAAUUCGCGAACAGAUGUGAAGCGAAACUCAUUAUUGGUGUUGAUGCUGUUUGCGUGGCAUUUGUGCAGAGUUUUAAACAAUUUUUAUCGGAUUAUGUUAUUUCGCCGAAUCAAAUCAUGUCGCGUGAUCUCGAGCAGGCUCUUCGACAGCAGUUAAACUAUUUGAUGGAGCAUGGAAAGCAUUCAUUUCCUCUGCUAUUGGGUAAUCUAAUAAAGCAGCUGAAGAAGGAAAUUAGUCAGUUGCCGGACUCCGUUUCUGAACAAGAAGGGAAAGAACGUCUGUAUUGUUGGUUAAAUGAUUUCGUGCAACAGAAUUUUGACCUUGCAUUGCAAGCUAUAUCUUCAUUUUGCCUCAGGAAAAUGAAAAAUACAGUCUUUCUGCUCACUUAUUCAUGGUGUCCAGUGGUAGAACGGAUCAUUUUAGAUGCUCAUAGGGAUAAACGGCUGUUUCAUGUAUACGUUUUGGACUCACCUAUAGAUCACAAAGGAAGACAACUAGUGAAGACAUUGUGUGCGCAGAAGAUUCAAUGCAGUUAUGGCAUGCUUUCUUCGGUUGGCUAUUUGAUGAAAGAGUGUGAUAUGGUACUGUUGGGUUGCUCGGCAAUUUUAUCAAAUGGAUUCGUAGUGGCAGAACGUGGCACCAGUCAAAUAGCAUUAGUAGCUUCCGCUUCGAAUAUUCCAGUUCUGAUUGCCGCACAAACAUGCAAAUUUGUUGAUCGAGUACAAUCAUUUUCUCAUGGUAUUCAUGAAGUAAGUGCUUUGAUGGGCGAAAGGAAUGAAGUUGUAGCUGCUGACUUGAUAACUGCCUUGGUUACGGAAUUGCGCAUUUUGCCUCCAAGCUCCGCUCCCGCUGUAUUAAAAGCUAAACAAUUGGCUGUUGAUUCAUGA